Molecule: messenger RNA, 2193 nt
Organism: Dissoconium aciculare CBS 342.82
Lineage: Eukaryota; Fungi; Ascomycota; Dothideomycetes; Mycosphaerellales; Dissoconiaceae
Exons: 1
Coding region: 1-2193 (730 amino acids)
Source: RefSeq, a predicted model, not a curated record
AUGUCGGGCCUGGACGAAUUCGAACUGCCGCGGCGCAAGAAGCCGAAGGUGUCGGAGCUGCCUCUUUCGUCCAUGCAGCGCGCCUCCAUUGACAGCAUGCUACAUACUUUCAAAAAGAAGGGCGAAUUCGAUGCGAUGCGCAAGCGAGCUCUUCAACAGUACAACGAAAGUGCCCAGCGCGGCAUGUUUGAGGCAUCAUUACGAACAUUCACGGCGAGUGAGAUCGACCGCGAUCCAUUGAAGUACCUCAAGCCCGAUCGCCGUAUCGCCGCGCCCUUGCUAGAAGGUGCUGCGGCUCGUGCAGAUGUAUAUGGCAAGACGGAAGAGGACAUCAAUCGUUACAUUGAUCAGUACAUUGCGGACGCUGAACGCAUACUUCGUGAGAUUCGUGUUCAAGACAUCGGCGAAGAUGUUGCGCAUGAGGAAUAUGAGAAAGGGCGGAAGAGUGACGAAGCUUAUGCUACAGAAGCCGAAGAGCGACGACGUGACCGAGCCAGACAGCAUGUGGAAGACGAGAAGAAAAGGAAGAAGGCGGAAGCGACGGAACGGAAAAAGAAGGAACUAGAAGCGCUGGCGAAAAAGCAGGAGCAAUUGCAGAAGGAAAUGGAACGUUUGCAGCGAGAAGCCAAGCGUCGCCAGGAAAGAGAGGCAUUCAAGGCUGCGGAGAAGGAGAAGGAGAGGGAAAGGAUACGCAAGUACAACGAGGAGCGCGAAAAGCAGAGAAAGGAGGCCGAAGAGCGUGAGAAAGCAAUACAAGUGGAACGAGAGCGGCGACAGAAAGAAUUGUCCGAGAUGGAGCAAAAACGAAUCGAGGCCGAAGCUCUGGACCUUCUUCUGAAGGACGCGCGGAAGAUGAGCGAGAAAGGGAGACGUCCUGGAUUGGAGAGGAGCGAAAGUAUGGAACCACCGCCCAGUCUCAUGCGCCAUCAAUCAGCGCCUAGGAAUGCAUACAGCAAAGAUCAAAUGCGAGCGCAAGGUCUGAUGCCAACGUCGUUGACACUUCGGAAGGGAGACAAACCACUCCCUCCUAGCAGCUCAGUACCUCCUCCACCCGAACCAGAAUCGCGCUCUCGUCCCUCGAGACUCAGAUCUCCAUCGCCGCCACGAUCAAGAUACAGCGGCGGACGACGUGACCCAUCUCCUGUUGAUCGUCAUGCUCGCCGUGAUAAGGACCGCGACCGCCGGGCAACUCUAUACCGUGAUAUCAGCGCCGAAAGAGAAGCUUGGAAAGCUCGCCUUCGUGAAGAAGGCAGUUCAACCAUCGAACGACCUCGUGAUCGGGAACGGGAACGGGAACGGGGCCAAGAUAGGCCGCGAGAACGUGAGAGAGGUCGCGGAGGUGAAGGUAGCGUAGUGGGGGAACGAUCUGCUCGUAGCAAGAGCCGAGAGUCGCAUCGCCCACGCCGCGAUGAAAGCCGUGGAUCCCGACGAAAUCGUCGUGACUAUCGUAGCCCGUCUCGAUCUCCUCGUCGCCAGCGCGAGCGCGACCACGACCGGCGCGGUUUCAGUCCACGCCCACGUCGUGACCGCAGUCGAAGCCCAACAGUGAUGGAUAGGCACAAGCCUAGUGGAGCUCCGACGGGCGAUGCGAGAGUUGAGCGGAGUCGUGAAGGUACAAGCUCUGAUCGACGUCCGCGAGACGGUGAUCUCGACAUUCGGGGCGGAGACCGCGUGCGAGACCGGGAGCGCGACCGAGACAUAGACAGGAGAAAUUCUCGUUUUGACGAACGCGAACGCGAACGCGACCGAGAACGCCCACGAUCUAGAGGAGGCGACCGCGAACGACACGGGAGUGGCAUAGGCGGACGUCCAUCGGAGCGCCAACCCGAACGUAGCCGAAGUCGCAUUCGUGACCGGGAACGCGAACGCGAACGCGAGUCUGCUCGUGGUGGCAAAGACCGAGCCCGCGAUCGCAGUCGAGAGAGAGAACAAUACAAAGCCCGCGAGCGAGCGAGGACGCCAGUCAAGGGGAAAAACGCAUCUCUGGCAUAUGGUGAUGCGGACACUCCAGAGAAAGCCCGCACUGCUGCCUCUAAGUCGUCGAGCGUCACCGAAUCACAAGCCGACAGGCCUGCGGGGCCAGACAGGGAGUCCGGAGCUUCUGGUGUAGUCGCUGCCGAAGCGAGCAAACCGGCGCAAAGCGAAGCACCAACUGUAGCGCCUGCGGCGGUCGAUGUUGAAAUGCAGAACUAG